This is a messenger RNA of Alligator mississippiensis (American alligator), 507 nucleotides long. Its product is annotated as histone H2B 1/2/3/4/6. The transcript has a single exon. The record is from RefSeq and is a predicted model, not a curated record. Bases 47 to 427 code for a protein of 126 amino acids. NCBI's taxonomy places the organism in Eukaryota, Metazoa, Chordata, Crocodylia, Alligatoridae. Gene Ontology annotation, molecular function: DNA binding; protein heterodimerization activity; structural constituent of chromatin. Gene Ontology annotation, cellular component: nucleosome.
GUUUUACUAUUGUUCUUGACUUGCUCCGAGGGGGGGGGUUAGCAACAUGCCUGAGCCCGCCAAGUCCGCCCCCGCUGCCAAGAAGGGCUCGAAAAAAGCUGUGACCAAAACCCAGAAAAAAGGCGACAAGAAGCGCAAGAAGAGCAGGAAGGAGAGCUACUCCAUCUACGUGUACAAGGUGCUGAAGCAGGUGCACCCGGACACCGGCAUCUCGUCCAAAGCCAUGGGCAUCAUGAACUCCUUCGUCAACGACAUCUUCGAGCGCAUCGCCGGGGAGGCGUCCCGCCUGGCGCACUACAACAAGCGCUCGACCAUCACGUCCCGGGAGAUCCAGACCGCCGUGCGCCUGCUGCUGCCCGGGGAGCUGGCCAAGCACGCCGUGUCCGAGGGCACCAAGGCUGUCACCAAGUACACCAGCUCCAAGUAAACGGGCUCGAGUCGCUUUGGACUAAAACCCAAAGGCUCUUUUAAGAGCCACCCAUAUUUUCAGUAAAGGAGCUUUAUUGC